AUGACAUUUGACAGUAGCGAGACGGAUAUUCUUGCUUCAGGAGUACGGUAUCCUGUGUUGCUUGCUGUUGCUGUCGUCAUCAUCACCAGCUUUCUCUACAAUGCAAUCGCCGGGUUUCUCGGCCCCCGAGCCUGGAGCGGCUUCCCCGUGGUUGGCAGAGAGCCGGGAGAGUGGACGAACAAGCCCGCGCAGCAGCGCUGGUACACACAGAGCAAGCAACUGUUGAGACAGGGGCUGGACAAGUUCAGCGGCCCUUUCCAACUGUUCAACCCCUCGGGCGCCAUUCUGGUCAUUCCUCCAAAGUAUGCCGAUGAGAUCCGCAACGACGAGCGGCUCAGUUUCAAUGCGUUCAUGGAGAAGACUUUCUUCGUGGGCUACUCAGAGUUCUCGGCUUUCCACGCCGUGACCCAAGGCGAAAUCAUGCAGGAGACGGUCCGCACGAAGUUGACGCAAGCCUUGGGCCACAUAACCGCCGACCUCUCCAAGGAAAUGGCCCUCAUCUGCGCCGACCUCCUCCCCGCCACGGCGGCCAGCUCCUCGGACGACGGCCAGAAAUGGAGCAAAACCACCUUCGCCGCGCUGGCGACGGAAAUCGCGGCGCGCAUGUCGGCCAAAGUCUUCCUCGGCGAGCCCCUCUGCCGCAACCGCGCCCUCGUCGACAUCUCCAUCGCCUUCACCCACGACGCCUUCAAGGCCAAGAUGGCGCUCGACCGCGUGCCCGCGCCGCUGCGCCCGCUUGCGCGCUACUGGCUGCCCGAGAUGGCGCGCGUGCGCGCGAUCCAGAAGACGAUGGGGCAGCUGAUCGAGCCCGAGCUGCGGGCGCGGCGGGCGCGCAGGGCGCAGCUCGAGGCCGCGGGCGAGCCGGCGCCCAAGCCGGCCGACUCGCUCGAGUGGAUGGACGCGGUGGCGCGGGGCCGGCCGUGGGACUUUGCGGCGGCGCAGCUGCUGCUCAACUUCAACGCCAUCCACACGACGUCGCUGACGCUGACCCACCUCAUGUUCGACCUGGUCGCGCACCCGGCCUGCGUCGAGCAGCUGCGCCGCGAGAUAGCCGACGUCUUGCGCGAAGACCAGGGCUGGAAGAAGACGAGCCUGUACAAGAUGAAGCUGCUGGACAGCUGCAUGAAGGAGAGCCAGCGGAUCAACGUCCAGAGUCCCCUCUUCAUGAACCGCGUCGCCCUCGCGCCCGUCACCCUCUCCGACGGCACCACCAUCCCCGCCGGCGCCACCACCGCCGUGCCCACGCUGCACAUGCAGUCGGCCGAGCGCUGGGGCCCGACCGCGGGCGCCUUCGACGGCGCGCGCUUCCUGCGCCUGCGCGCGCAGCCCGGCUGCGAGAACCGCCACCAGUUCGUCACCACCAGCGCCGAGCACCUCGGCUUCGGCCACGGCCGGCACGCCUGCCCCGGCCGCUUCUUCGCCUCAAACGAGAUCAAGGUCGCCGUCGCCCACCUGCUGCUCAAGUACGACUGGCGCUUCGAGGGCGGCCGCGCCGACCGGCCGCGCACCGUCGACGACGGGAGCGGCCAGAAUCUGCCCGACGCGAAGGCCGCCGUCGAGUAUAGGCCGAGGGUGGCUGAGAUUGACGUCGAUGCGCUUUGA
Molecule: messenger RNA, 1602 nt
Organism: Diplodia corticola
Lineage: Eukaryota; Fungi; Ascomycota; Dothideomycetes; Botryosphaeriales; Botryosphaeriaceae
Product: cytochrome p450
Exons: 5
Coding region: 1-1602 (533 amino acids)
Molecular function (GO): oxidoreductase activity, acting on paired donors, with incorporation or reduction of molecular oxygen; heme binding; monooxygenase activity
Source: RefSeq, a predicted model, not a curated record